Somion occarium is the source of this 2850-nucleotide messenger RNA. Lineage: Eukaryota; Fungi; Basidiomycota; Agaricomycetes; Polyporales; Cerrenaceae. The record is from the annotation of a GenBank genome assembly.
CAAGAUAAAGUGGGCGACCAAGAGUAAAGUGACUGAUCAGAACACGGUUGAAGACGCUGGUGGAAAUGGAAGCUGGAAAACAAUGCGGAGAUUCCACCAAGGCCGAUACUGUAAUGGUCUCCAGACUGUCUGCGGGCAAGGCUACACGAAAGACCGAGCAAAAGGAGAACAAGACGGAGGCACUGCAACAAUUGGCCGAUGUAUGGUGAGGCAAGCACUGGGUGGAACUCGAAGCCUGAAGAGGCUCCGAGUCGAUACAUAAUACGGGCCUUAUGUGGGUUUGGAACUCCGAAAGCACGCCUAAAUCCCGUUCCCACGCUCAGCCUCCUCUUCCAGCGCACUCCCCUUUGUCGCCACCUACCCUUGUUCUUAUACCUCCUGCUUCACUACCUCCUUUUACUCUCUAAAUCUCUUCUCUUCCUGGUUUUCUCUUCUCUCCUCUUUCUAUUCCCAUUGGUGAGUGUUGUCCCCAUCGAUUAUAUCGCUGAUUUCGCCCUACGGUUGUGCCUCGUGGUUGCCAUACUUCAUGACUCCCUUCACGGCAUUGUGCCCUUGUCAGACGUAAAGAUGACUCUUGUUGUCGACCUUUUGUCGUCUGGAGGAGCUAUUGGGCGGUCUGUCUAUGGGAUUUGUUGCUGCGCUGGGAGCUGUGCCGUGGUUCCCAGGCGCCGAUCAGCUAAAGCCAUCCUCGCCCCACCUACCUUCUUAUUCUCCUACCACCACCUCUCCGAAUUUUCUCUCUUCUCUUUGCUCUUCUCACAUCAACGGAGCUUAUAUUGACUCUUUUGCACCAACAGAAACGUAUACACCCGUCAAUCUCAACCUCAAUAUACACAGAUGGCCGAUGCUGCACAUAAGUUGGACUUGAGGGUUGGUGGAAAGUACAGACUGGGCAAGAAGAUUGGUUCCGGUUCUUUCGGUGACAUCUACCUCGGAAUCAACUUGAUCUCCGGUGAAGAAGUCGCUAUCAAGCUCGAAUCUGUCAAGGCUAAGCACCCCCAACUCGAAUACGAGUCCAAGGUCUACAAGACCCUCGCUGGUGGCGUCGGCGUCCCAUUCGUCCGAUGGUUCGGUACUGAAUGCGACUACAAUGCGAUGGUCAUCGAUCUUCUCGGUCCUUCUCUUGAGGAUUUGUUCAACUUUUGCAACAGGAAGUUCAGCCUCAAGACUGUCCUUCUCUUGGCCGACCAAUUGAUCUCCCGUAUCGAGUACAUUCACUCUCGCAACUUCAUCCACCGUGAUAUCAAGCCUGACAACUUCCUCAUGGGCAUUGGCAAGCGCGGCAACCAAGUGAAUGUCAUCGAUUUUGGUCUUGCCAAGAAGUACAGGGACCCGAAGACCCACCUCCAUAUCCCUUACAGAGAGAACAAGAACUUGACGGGCACGGCUCGUUACACCUCCAUCAACACUCACUUGGGUGUUGAACAAGCUCGUCGCGAUGAUCUCGAGUCUCUCGCUUAUGUCCUCAUGUAUUUCCUCCGGGGAUCGUUGCCCUGGCAGGGUCUGAAGGCUGCCACCAAGAAGCAGAAGUAUGAUCGGAUCAUGGAGAAGAAGAUGACCACUCCAUCUGACCUCCUCUGCCGUGGCUUCCCCCACGAGUUCAGCAUCUUCCUAAACUACACCCGUGCUCUGCGCUUUGAUGACAAGCCUGACUACUCUUACCUCCGCAAGCUCUUCCGUGACCUCUUCGUUCGUGAGGGCUACCAGUACGACUACGUGUUCGACUGGAGUGUCCAGCGUGCUACCACUGAGGACAGCGGCGCAGGUAGUAGCGCCAAGGCCCCCGGAGGCAGACGCAAGGUCGUUCAAGAGGAUGACGAGCAUCGCGUUGGUGAUAGAGUGUAGCCUGCGUUCCCACACUCGCCAGCAGCAGCAACAGGCUGGCAUGCCUGGUGCCGUUGGUCAGCAGCGCAUGGCUCGUGGUCGCGAGGGUGACAUCUGGUAAAUGGCUACUACUGUGAAUUAUGUCAAGAUCGUCACGUUGGUAGCACGUCCGGAGUACGACCGAGCACUGGGGGCGGAGGGAAGGUGAAGAGAGUUUGCUCGGUCCGGUGGUCGUUGCUUGUGGUCGUGUGGAAUAUGCGUUGCGCGUCGGUUUAUGCUAUUGGUCCGGAAGAGGUCGCAACGUUGCAAGGUUUUCCGUAGGAGUCGGUCAGGAGCAGCAGGUCCGGAACUCGCUGCCUUGGAGGUGCUUUCGCUUUGCCUCAUAUCGUACCUGCUUCGCAGUAAUCGAUUUCCUCGUCAUCCUCGUGCUCAUCAUAUUCGCCACCUCUGGGAUCGUCUCAUAUCGGUACUCCUAGACGCUCCUCGGAUGAGCCUCUCCGGCCGCACUCAAUCGCAGCAAGGUUUUGUAUUUUUAUUGCGUACGGACGCUUUUUCUCUUCACGUCCUUGCAUCUUCUUGUCCGUUGUUUCCGACGAUGGUCUGGAGAUGUGAGGACCGCCUCGUCCUUUAUCGUCGUAUAUGUGUUUGCCCCCUCGCGCCGUACAUGAUUCUUCUCAUGAAGUUCUAAUUCUCUCUCGUCUCCCCUUACAUUCACCAUCCACUCCCACGAUGUUUUACUAUAUGUAUACAUCGACGCCUGACUCCCUCAUUGUUUGAUCGUUUCCUCUAUAAACACGCUCCUUAGUGUAGUUCCAUUUCUCCGUUUCUCGUCAUUUUGCUACUAGGUUGAUGUGUAUAUGUGUUCCUCUUUCCCUCCACCUCUUUGGCGACUUUUAAUGGUCAACAUCGAGGGCGAGCGGGCAAGAGAGGGCGUCAAGGAUAGUUGUGCUGGUGCUCAGAAUUGGAAGACGGAUUACUGUGUAACCAUUAGUUUAUCCCCCCAAGAAAUGCAUUUGUCGUGUCUUC